Molecule: messenger RNA, 735 nt
Organism: Amphimedon queenslandica
Lineage: Eukaryota; Metazoa; Porifera; Demospongiae; Haplosclerida; Niphatidae
Exons: 5
Coding region: 69-542 (157 amino acids)
Source: RefSeq, a predicted model, not a curated record
AUCCUCACACUUCAAGCCCACAGUGUGAUUGGUGUAAAAUCCUGACACUACAGGUUCCUUACUCCAGGAUGAGUGUAUUGCUUCAUCUAUUGCUCCUUGUUCCUUCUGUUGCUAGUGUUAGUUUAUCACUGACAAAUGGAGAGGUUUGUGAAGGAGUUGUUGCUACUUGGACCUGUGUUGUUAAUAAUUCUUACAAUGGGAUUUCAGUAGCAUGGCAUAACAAUGGAGAAACUGCAUAUCCACUUAACACUUUAGCUCCACUGGGGCCAGAUAGUCCAUUCAAUGCCACACUUACCUCUAUUAAUAGCAGUGUCAUUGUAUCAAUAGCAACUGCUAGACUAACCAAUAUUGUAAGAGGAUCAUUGCUGGAGUGUUCUGAUGAUAGAUUCAUGUCACCUAGCACAAAUGUUACUUUGAAUUUUGAAGGUCCAGUAGCUGCUAAUCUUAGCUCACCUGUGUUUCUUGGAGUCGAGCCACAUGUGCAGGAUCAUACAAACUUUCUAUUUAUCUCUCAGUUUAUGAAGUUGAUUGACUUCUGGUGAGUACAGCUUUGGGUUAACCAGUGUCAAUUAUCCUGGAAUUGAUAUUGGCUCUAUGAAUAGUACAUCCAUUCCUUGGAAAGUAGGUAUUACCAGUUCCACCAGCAACACAAGUAAGUACUAGUCUAUCACCAGGACACACUGGAGUAUGAGGUGGAGAGGUUUGAGUCAAUGUUACUGCUGUCAGAAUCGAUUG